This is a messenger RNA of Coprinopsis cinerea okayama7#130, 483 nucleotides long. RefSeq lists its product as hypothetical. Lineage: Eukaryota; Fungi; Basidiomycota; Agaricomycetes; Agaricales; Psathyrellaceae. The record is from RefSeq and is a predicted model, not a curated record. Bases 1 to 483 code for a protein of 160 amino acids. The transcript is spliced from 5 exons.
AUGGUCAACAACAACCAUGGACGCUCGAUCUCUGCCGACAGGUCGUUUAGGGGAAAAGAGGUGACUCAUGAUUUAGGGGCGCAACACUUGAUACGGCUCCCUGUUCGAUCGGAAGAUUGGCGCGCGUCUAUUCGCUCCAAUUGGGUUAGCGCCCAGAAAUGGUCCGACCAUCCACGAGGGGUGACAGUAUUUUCGUCAACAUUUGCGGAUCCAGGAUUGGGCUCAAUUAAAUUGGAAUGGAAGAUGGGGCGCGGAGAAAACGCGAACAAGAAGGUGAAGCAGAUGGCGGCCAUUGAAAUCGAUCGUGAAAACUGCAAAGAGAGUUCCAGAAAGGCGUUGUCGACGACAUUUAUGGACCAUGUGUGGUGUGGGAUGCGGCCGAGAAUCGGACAAGUUGCCCAGCCAUUUUCAUGCGCAUACCAGUGUAAAUGCCUACGAGGAAAUUGCUGCAUCGUCUUCGCAGCUGCUAGACAGGCAGGAUAA